Lingula anatina is the source of this 904-nucleotide messenger RNA. RefSeq lists its product as uncharacterized. The record is from RefSeq and is a predicted model, not a curated record. Gene Ontology annotation, molecular function: calcium ion binding. Lineage: Eukaryota; Metazoa; Brachiopoda; Lingulata; Lingulida; Lingulidae.
GUCCCGCCUAUCACCAUGGAGAUCUCGACAGUGACAGCUCUAGUGUAUAUGUGGAUGAAGCCUGUCCUUGGGUGUCUCAUUGCUGGAUCAGGCUUCAGUACGAAAAAACAAGCACAGAAACACAGACCGUUGAUUCUAAAAUCAGUCAAUAUAGUGAUGGGAUUGAUGUUCAACCCGCACCUUGUUCUGGCUUUGAUGACGUGGACAUUCCUCUGUCCCUCACAGUGUAAUGGCGCACAGGUGCCUUGUGCGGAAAAUGGAAAAUGCGUUGUGGAGAAAAAAGGCGUGAUAGAGGACAGGCUUCAUAAUAACGAUAAUUGCAAUACAGCAUUUGGACAAUAUUGUGUUUGUGAAGAUGGCUACGAAGGAGAUGGAUAUACCAGCUGCACUGAUAUCAACGAGUGCGACGCCAACCUUUGUUUGAAUAACGCCACCUGCGAAAAUCGCCCAGGCAGUUUUAAGUGUUACUGCCCUGGAGAUAUAUGGGGAUCCACUUGCAACAAAGUGCCGUGUGCGACAAAUGGGAAAUGCGUUGUGCAAAAAAAGUGGGGAAUAGAGGACAGGCUUCAUAAUAACGAUGGAUGCAACCAGGAAUAUGGACAAUAUUGUGUUUGUCUUGACGGCUUCGAAGGGGACGGAUAUACCAGUUGCAUUAGCUCCACCUAAUCAACUCCCACAUGAAGAAUAAAAGGAAGUAAUCUAUCUGCAAAUGAGAACAGAUAAUCCAAAAAAACAUAGAAAGAAAACAACUUUAUCCGCGGACGAGUUAAAUUACAUUGGCAUUUGCUGCAUCCACCCAAUUCGUGAAGAUGACAAUAUAGUUCAAGGACGAUAUAAAUUACAUUGGCAUUUACUGUAUCCACCCAAUUAAUGAAGAUUACAAUAAAGUAUUUUCGGCUCUGCA